AUGGUUUUGACAUCGGAUUACCAGCCAAUCGCGGCAGCAUCACAGUCCCCGCGUGUUUUUCCAUCAAGUGGAUUCCAAAUCAUCGACCCCUCCGACAAGGUUGAGGGGCAGAAGCUGCCCUUCUACGAGCGCGACGAGGACGGGAAAUACUGGACGCUCAAAGGGCACGUCAACACAAUGAAAUAUAAUCAGGAGCACGUAGUAUACCGCCACCUGGUUUUUGUCAUCACCCCUUUGGGCAUGAGUUUGAGGACGCUACAGGAGAUGCAGUCAAAACGCGUCUUCCAAAAACUGCUCGUCACGAGCUCCCUAGAUCAAGUCCUUGUCGGCUUGGACUGUCUCCACGGCGCCAAAGUGGUCCAUACUGAUCUGCAUUCGGACAACUUGCUUGUUGCCAUUACGGACGACUCCAUUUUGAUCAAAGUGGAAGAGGGCGAGAUUCUCGAGCCAGCAGCCCGGAAGCAAGAUGACGACCGGUUCAUCUACGUGCCACGGUACAUGCUGGGGGGUACAGGCGCGCUCAUCGUCUGUGGCCUCCCGAGGAACGACUGA
Molecule: messenger RNA, 552 nt
Organism: Thermothelomyces thermophilus ATCC 42464
Lineage: Eukaryota; Fungi; Ascomycota; Sordariomycetes; Sordariales; Chaetomiaceae
Exons: 4
Coding region: 1-552 (183 amino acids)
Source: RefSeq, a predicted model, not a curated record